Polyodon spathula (Mississippi paddlefish) is the source of this 2293-nucleotide messenger RNA. It is a transcript of the gene stx16, whose product is annotated as syntaxin 16. NCBI's taxonomy places the organism in Eukaryota, Metazoa, Chordata, Actinopteri, Acipenseriformes, Polyodontidae. Bases 272 to 1246 code for a protein of 324 amino acids. The record is from RefSeq and is a predicted model, not a curated record. Gene Ontology annotation, molecular function: SNARE binding; SNAP receptor activity. Gene Ontology annotation, cellular component: SNARE complex; membrane; endomembrane system. Gene Ontology annotation, biological process: vesicle fusion; vesicle-mediated transport; intracellular protein transport. The transcript is spliced from 9 exons.
AGCGCCAGAUACAUCCGGAAUGACCGCAGCUGGGAGGAAGCAGUGCUUCGUUUCGUUCUGUGUUUACGUGGUGUUGUUUUUUUUCAAUGUUUAAGAACAGCAUGACUCCGCGAUGCUUUUCUUUCUAGAGACAAUAUAAAAAGACAUUUCCAGUGCAGACUGCCUAGGGUUGCCGGCCGGUUUGUGUAGUUUGUCCGGGCGGUGCAUAGCUGCUUGUUGCGAGUAUAAACGGCAGUGGCGCAUUGUAAGUACUGUACAGUACAGGGGGAUCAUGGCAACCCGGCGUCUGACCGACGAGUUCUUGUUAAUGCGGAACAAUGCCAUCCAAAACCGCCAGAUGUUGGUUGAGCAAGUGAGUAGUUACUCCGCCAAUCCUCUGAGUUUACGUAGCAAUGCUGCGGAGCUGGAUGAGCUUGCCGAUGACCGGAUGGCUCUGGUGUCUGGGAUUAGCUUGGACCCCGAGGCUGCGAUUGGGGUCACGAAGCGCCUGCCUCCCAAGUGGGUGGAUGGGGUGGACGAGAUCCAGUAUGACGUCACCAGGAUAAAGCAGAAGAUGAAGGAGCUGGCCAGCCUUCACGACAAGCACAUGAACCGCCCCACCCUGGACGACAGCAGCGAGGCGGAGCACGCCAUCGAGAUCACCACACAGGAGAUCACGCAGAUGUUUCACCGCUGCCAGCGCGCCGUGACGGGUAUCCAGAGCCGCUCCAGGCACUGCACAGAGCAAGAGGAGCGCCUACUUCGCAAUGUGGUCUCGUCCCUCGCCCAGUCCCUGCAGGAUCUCUCCAUCAACUUCAGGCACACGCAGUCCAACUACCUGAAACGUAUGAAGAAUCGGGAGGAGAGGUCAAAGCAUUUCUUCGAUACUUCAGUACCGCUGAUGGAUGACGCAGAAGACACUGCUGUUUAUGACCGGGGGUUCACAGAUGAACAGCUUGUCCAAGUGAAGCAAAACACAGUGAUGGUGGAGGAGCGGGAACGAGAGAUCAGGCAGAUAGUGCAGUCCAUCUCCGACCUCAACGAGAUCUUCAGGGACCUGGCUGGAAUGGUGGUUGAACAAGGGACCGUCCUGGACAGAAUUGACUUCAAUGUUGAGCAGGCAUGCGUCAAAACAGAAGAGGGUUUCAAACAGUUACAGAAGGCAGAGCAAUACCAGAAGAAGAACCGCAAGAUGCUGGUCAUUUUAAUCCUGUUCGUUAUCGUGAUCGUUCUUAUUGUUGUGCUAAUUGGAGUGAAAUUUAGGUAAUCGUGUAUAUCCCUUGGCAUGCGUCGCUAGUGACGAGCCUGACCCCCUCCCCCUACCCUUCCCUAAAGCUGCCUUGAUUGAAUUUAUCUAACCCAUACUGUUUGCGUCGUUGGUCUGUGCAAUGAACCUAUAGACUCUGGAAACUCUAGUGCAUGAAACCUGGGGCAUUUCCAAGUACGUAGCCAUAAAAACAAUGCUUUGCCUAAACACUGUUUGAUUUAUCAGAAUCACAGGCUGCAAGCCCAUCCAUAGAAACACUGCCCCCAAUGUAAUGGAAAACAGGUUUGAGUGAACGAAUGAAUUGGCGAGCGCACUGCACAGAUACAAUGACAUUCAUCUGAGUUACUGGAGCCCAUUCCAGGGAUUUGAAUAGAAGCACUACACAGUAUUGAAGGGUACCCAAGAUUAACACUGCCUGUUCAAUGUACAGUACCAUACUGCAGGCCACUGUAACGGAUUGGAUAGUGAACUCCUGCUCUAAUCUAUUCAGAGUUCCACUUCAGCGUUUGACCGUUUCAAACCCGCAUUUGUUGGGGAAUGGGAGUGGGGGAAUAGGAUUGUGUCCAAUAAGGGUCUCAACACCAGUCGCUUCCAUUGUCUUGGAAUGCACCCACAAUAUGGUCGCCCGCUGGGUGGGUUAUUAAGAGGCUCCUUCUCAGAAGUGCCUAUCCUUCAAAGGGUAAUUCUGCAGUAAAAUAAACUGAUUUAUAAAGCCUGCAACUUACUUGUAAUAUUUAAUUUAUUUUAAUAGAAAGUACUUUAGAAGUUUGAAAGUAGUGGGAUGUUGUUAUUAUUAAAUGAUCACUCCUAUCUGAAAGCAUGUGUUUUGAUGCUCUGGUGCUGUGACCCUAGUCUGCCGAAUGCGCUUGUCGUUUGGUUCAGUCAAAGCAGGGUUCCAUUCAAUGCAUCCUUGCGAGUCUCGCUGUGCGUGGUGCAGCAAAAGCACAUUCUGUCAGCAGCAGCUGGUGUAUCACGAGUUUGUAGUGGACACAAGUUCUCAAAGCUAUUUACUCCAAAAAAAGAAAAAUUGCCAUAAUGUUUCUAACG